Molecule: messenger RNA, 2834 nt
Organism: Rhodamnia argentea
Lineage: Eukaryota; Viridiplantae; Streptophyta; Magnoliopsida; Myrtales; Myrtaceae
Product: pentatricopeptide repeat-containing protein At1g08070, chloroplastic-like
Exons: 2
Coding region: 446-2542 (698 amino acids)
Biological process (GO): RNA modification
Molecular function (GO): protein binding; RNA binding; zinc ion binding
Source: RefSeq, a predicted model, not a curated record
UUUGCCUUGAUAUCAGUUACACCGCAUACGUCAGCGUAUCAAAUCUGACUGGAAAUCUAGAGUAGCCUCUCGUGAUCCAUGUUGAUCGAAAUAGUUACACGAGAUCAAAGGUGAAAAUGGAAACGGAGAACUCGCUCCUGGUGAAUUUUUUGGGCAUGCAGCUGUUUUUGCCACUCUACUAUAUUGUUACAUCAGCAACGAAAUUUAUCUUCUUUUUCCUUGACGCGGCCGGUGUCCAUUAGGGGCAAUUCAAUCAGGAGCUUUAUUGCAAAGGAAGUCCCGGAAAACCGGGUCCUGGACGAGAUUACUUACAUAAAUGAUAAAGCUUGACUGAGCAUGAGCUUUCAUUUUAACAGAAAUAGUUAUGCCAGUUGAUGACAGCAUAUGACACCCUCGUUCAUAUAUACAAGGAGGUUGACUUUCAUGUUAGCCGUUGCAAGAGAAUAUGGCUUUUGCAACUCCAGUAGCACCCGCCAAAAGCGUCAACUUUUUGACCUCCAUACCUCAAUUUCCAGAGAACCCUAAAACCCUCAUCCUUGAACAAUGCAAGACCGUCAGAGACCUGAACCAAAUUCACGCCCACCUCAUCAAGACCCGCCUUCUCCUCAACCCCUCCAUAGCUGAGAACCUCCUCGAAUCAGCAGCACUCAUUGUCCCCGGCGCUAUGGAGUAUGCAGCCUCCGUUUUCGAUGAAAUCGACAGACCUGAUACGUCGGCUUAUAAUGUAAUGAUCAGAGGUUUCACUUCGAAUCAGUCCCCACUUGAAGCCGUGCUCUUGUACCGGGAAAUGCUCGAGCACUCGGUGCCGCCCGAUGAAUUCACUUUUCCUUGUGUUUUGAAGGCUUGCUCUAGGUUAGGAGCUGUAGAUGAAGGUGAACAGAUCCAUGCGCAGAUUUCGAAGAUGGGGAUUAGAUUAACUGGGUUCGUUGGGAACACUCUGAUUCACAUGUAUGCGAACUGUGGCAAAGUCAAGAUUGCCCGUAAAGUGUUCGAUGGAUUGACUGAGAGGAACGUUAUGGCUUGGAAUUCAAUGUUUGCGGGUUACAGUAAGGGUGGGCAUUGGGAGCAGAUCGUGAAGUUGUUUAUGAGGAUGCAAGAAUUGGGUGUUGGUUUCGAUGAAGUUACGCUGAUCAGUGUAUUGACUGCUUGUGGGAGGCUAGCUGAUUUGGAGCUAGGAAAGUGGAUUGCAGACUAUAUAGAGGUAAAUGGGAUGCAGAAAAACGGUACUCUGAUCACUUGUCUUGUCGAUAUGUAUGCAAAAUGCGGUUGUUUGGAUGUUGCAAGGAGAUUGUUUGAGCGGACGGGACCAAAAGAUGUUGUGGCUUGGAGCGCCAUGAUAUCUGGUUACACCCAAGCAAGGGAAUGCAAGGAGGCGCUUGAUCUUUUCCAUGAGAUGCAGGCUGCAAAUGUAGAACCCAACGAGAUCACAUUAGUUAGUGUUCUUUCUUCAUGUGCAGUCCUUGGAGCCCUAGAAACUGGCAAGUGGGUUCACUUCUUCAUAAGGAAGAGAGGAUUGAAACUCACUGUUUCUCUUGGAACUGCAUUAGUUGAUUUUUAUGCCAAAUGUGGAUCAAUUGUUAGUGCCAUCGACGUGUUUAGGAAGAUGCCAGUGAAGAAUGUGUAUUCUUGGACGGCGCUAAUUCAAGGUCUCGCUAGCAACGGACAAGGUAAGAGGGCUCUUGAGUUCUUCAACAUGAUGCAAGACAAAAACGUUCCGCCGAAUGAUGUGACUUUUAUUGCUGUGCUCUCUGCUUGUAGUCAUGUGGGUCUGGUUGAUGAGGCUCGGUGUCUCUUUACUAGUAUGAGUAGAGACUUUGACAUCGAACCCAGGAUGGAACACUUCGGCUGCAUGGUUGACAUUCUUGGACGAGCUGGGUUGGUCAAGGAGGCAUACCAGUUAAUACAAAACAUGCCUAUCCAACCGAAUGCUGUUAUUUGGAGAACAUUGUUAGCUUCAUGCAGGGUUCAUAAGAAUGUGGAACUCGGGGAAGAAUCAUUGAAACAUCUAGUCAAAUUGGAACCAAUGCAUAGUGGGGAUUACAUACUUCUCUCGAAUUUAUAUGCAUCUGUUGGGAGGUUGGAAGAUGCAAUGACCGUGAGGAGUCGGAUGAAGAGGAGAGGAAUUAGGAAGACACCUGGCUGCAGCCUGAUUGAAGUUGAUGGAGUCGUUCACGAAUUUCUUUCUGAAGAUGAUGGUCAUGCUCACUCGAAGGAGAUAUACAGGGCAACUGAGGACAUGCUAGGGGAGAUCAAAUCUACCGGCUACGUGCCCAACACGACGGAGGCUAGAUUUGAUGCAGAGGAAGAAGAUAAGGACGUCUCGGUUUCUCAUCACAGCGAGAAGCUGGCAAUCGCUUUCGCUCUUAUCAGAACCCCUCCAGGGACGACAAUCAGAAUCACGAAGAACCUUAGAGUAUGCUUGGACUGCCAUAAUGCCACAAAGAUGAUUACAAAGGUAUUCAAUAGAGAGAUCAUUGUUAGAGACAGGAACAGGUUCCACCAUUUCAGAGAUGGACAAUGUUCCUGCAAUGACUACUGGUGAACACUUGGGUAGGUUUAGGUGUUCGAACUGCAUGAUGUUUGGUUUCAAGGUCAAUUAUAAAAUUCUCUAACCGUGUCCUAUUUGCCGGUACAAAAAUUUACUCAUUUCCUUGGCAAUGGAGGGGCAGUAACACAGCUUUCUCUGGCCAGCCUCCUUUGCAAAAAGUGUGCAGGUCCAGUACAGACUCCAUACCUGGUCAGAGAAUGAUUCUCUCCAAAGUCUCCUGAAAAGAUUUGAGAACCUCUGUGGAAAAGCCACUUAGUAUAUCUUUGACUAAUUAGGCCAUCUACCC